GGCCAUUCCCACCAUGUCCUCUAGAGCUCAACUUGCGGAGAAGAUAGUGUCGCUUUUGAAGACCCUUCCCAAAGACAGAAUCAAACAUUAUGCUUCUUUCAAGGACUUGCAGCUUGAGAGGUUCCAGAAACCAGACGUCGUGAAACUGAUUCCAGAGCAAGACUUAAAGCUUCAGUACAUUUCCUUGUGUGACUUGGUCAACGACAAGUACAGGAACUACUAUAAGCUUGAUGAUAAGUUAUUGAAGCCCAAAGGCAACCCGCAAUACUACGAGCGGAUCUUAUCGGAGAUAAAGGGCGAGGGCAAGGAAACGUGGUUGAGUGCGAUGAGGACGGUUGUUUUCGGUAGGUGAUAUUUGUAUAUAGCAGACAUUUUAGCGAUACGAGGA
This is a messenger RNA of Metschnikowia bicuspidata var. bicuspidata NRRL YB-4993, 388 nucleotides long. RefSeq lists its product as uncharacterized. NCBI's taxonomy places the organism in Eukaryota, Fungi, Ascomycota, Pichiomycetes, Serinales, Metschnikowiaceae. Gene Ontology annotation, cellular component: mitochondrion; Cbp3p-Cbp6 complex. Gene Ontology annotation, biological process: mitochondrial respiratory chain complex III assembly. The transcript has a single exon. The record is from RefSeq and is a predicted model, not a curated record. Bases 14 to 352 code for a protein of 112 amino acids. Gene Ontology annotation, molecular function: ribosome binding.